UCCCUCCCACCAAACAAUUUCAAGCAGCAGCCGCGUGCCAGCGAUCAAACCAACACAGUACACAUUCUCUCGACGUCUUACCAUUGCCUUGCCGCCUCUGUUUCCUCAGCUCACUCUAAUUCGGCGAUUCCUAAUGUUGUGAGUUGGGUACCGCGCGCAAUCUUCAACUGGCGGCGGUAAAGUCUUCUAUCUACUUCUCUCCAUGCCUCCUAUAUGCUUGUGAAAAUUACCCAUUUGCAAAAUCUUAGUGAUUCACACGAAAGUUGGCAACUUCAUGAUUUAGAGGCAAGAUGAUUUCAUCCUUCCUAUGACCUGACGUUGGAAUCUGCUCGCAACUACGUUACCCAGGUUGGAUUGUGGGUUUAAUUUCAUUAGUCUUGUUCUAGUUGUGGACGAUAUGCUUGAACGAUGGUUACCUCUCAAAUACCGUCUUUACUAUUCUCCGUCAGUUGACAAUUUAGGGGAAACAAUGCUCUGAAAAGGAAGAAAAAACCUGUACGGCAUGUGUUUUUAUAGUCAGUAUCGCGUGGAUAUCCCUUGGAGUUUUGGAGAUCCAACCAUGUAAGCUUGAUCAAUGAAAGUGACCAGAAGUGUCCUAUUUUUCUGGAGAUUGCGGACAUUUCCCUAUGUCUUGAGAGUGAUGCGAAGAAACAGAGAUAAGUAUCAUUGUGACUCUCUUCCAUAUGCUGGAUCUCUUUGCUCUUUCUUCUCCACAAAUGCUCUGCAACUCGAAUCAGAUUUCAUUGGGGUUGAGAAGGAAGAGAGGGAUUUUGAUCUUUUGGUCCGGUCUCACACAAAAAUGGAUCAUGCUAAUUGUCAUCAUGCUCAGCUUUUAGUAUCAGGGAAAGCUCAAAAUAAGUUCUUCUCCACCAGACUAGUGAAUCUUUAUUUACAUCUUGGUGACGUCUUCUUAUCUCGAUGCACCUUCAAUUGGAUCCCAAAGAAAGAUAUCUUCGUAUGGAACUGUAUGAUGUCUGCUUAUGUCCGUUAUGGUUUUUUCAGUGCCGCUAUAGAUUGUUACCGCAAGUUUCUUCUAUCCUCUGAUCUUCGACCUGAUUUUUAUACUUUUCCUCCGCUGCUGAAAGCUUGUGGAAAUGUAUUGGAAGGAAAAAGGUUCCAUUGCUCAAUUAUGAAGCUGGGUUUUCAAUCUGACGUAUUCGUUGCCGCUUCCUUGGUACACAUGUAUGCUCGACAUGGCUACUUAGGUGUUGCUCGUCAGGUCUUCGAUGAUAUGCCAUUCCGAGAUACGGGCUCAUGGAAUGCAAUGAUUUCUGGGUAUUGUCAGAAUGGGAAUGCAGCUGAAGCACUGGAUAUUUUGUCUGCUAUGAGGUCGCAGGGAAUAAAGAUGGAUUCUAUAACUGUAUGCAGUCUCCUUGCAAUUUGUGCUCAGUUUAAUGAUUCAUUGAGUGGGAUAUUGAUUCAUCUAUAUAUCAUUAAGCAUGGGUUGGAAUUUGAUUUAUUUGUGAAUAACGCUCUAAUAAACAUGUAUGCUAAGUUCAGUAAGUUGGGAGAUGCCCAACAAAUAUUUGAGAGCAUGGUUGUAAAAGAUGUAGUCUCAUGGAACUCAAUUAUUGCCUCAUAUGAGCAGAAUAAUGAUCCAGUUACUGCGUGUUUGUUUUUUAAAGAGAUGCAGUCAACUGGUUUAAAGCCUGAUUUGUUGACAGUAGUUAGUUUAGCUUCAAGCUUUGCUCAGGUAAAUGAUUUGCGAAAUAGCAAGUCUCUUCACUGUUUCACUCUCAGGAGGGGUUGGCUUUUGGAGGAUGUAGUACUUGGAAAUGCAGUUGUGGACAUGUAUGCGAAACUGGGCUAUGUAGAUUAUGCACUUCAAGUGUUUGAAGAACUCCCUGCCAAAGAUGUUAUUUCAUGGAACACUUUAAUUACAGGUUACGCUCAGAAUGGUCUUGCAAGUGAAGCAAUUGAAGCAUAUCACCUGAUGGGAGAGUGUGAAGACAUAACUCCAAAUGAAGGAACUUGGGUGAGUAUUCUAACAGCUUGUGCUAGCGCAGGAGCUCUGAAAGAAGGCAUGAGAAUUCAUGCGCUCAUUGUUAGAAAUGGCCUUAUAGCAGAUGUCUUUGUGGGGACCUGCCUUAUCGACAUGUAUGGAAAAUGCGGGAGACUUGAUGAUGCGAUGUCAUUGUUCUACGACAUUCCAAGAAAUACUUCAGUCCCAUGGAAUGCCAUCAUAUCUGGCCAUGGUCUUCAUGGGCAUGGUGGCAAAGCUUUAAAAUUAUUUGAACAAAUGCAAAAAGAGGGAGUUGAGCCAGAUCAUAUAACCUUUGUAUCCUUAUUGUCUGCUUGCAGCCAUGCUGGUUUGGUUGAUGAGGGUCAAUGUAGCUUUCAGGUGAUGCAGGAAAAGUAUAAGAUUAAACCAGGUUUAAAGCAUUAUGGCUGCAUGGUUGAUUUGCUUGCUAGAGCUGGUUUGAUAGAAAAGGCGUAUGAUUUUAUCCAAAACAUGCCUAUACGUCCUGAUGCUUCUGUAUGGGGUGCUCUUCUUGGUGCAUGUAGAAUACAUGGAAAUGCUGAAUUGGGGACCUUAGCUUCGGACCGCUUGUUUGAGGUUGAUCCGGAGAAUGUUGGUUAUUACGUUCUAUUGUCUAAUAUUUAUGCCAAUGCUGGAAAAUGGGAUGUAAUGGGUGAAGUCAGAUCAUAUGCCAGAGACAGGGGCUUGAGGAAAACUCCUGGUUGGAGUUCAAUCGAAGUGAAUAAUGCUUUUGAUGUCUUUUACACUGGCAACCAAACCCAUCCAAAAUAUGAGGAGAUCUAUAAUGAAUUGAGGAUUCUGACUGCAAAAAUGAAAACCCUGGGUUACAUUCCUGAUUAUAGAUAUGUGUUGCAAGAUGUCGAGGAUGACGAAAAGGAGGAUAUUCUUACAAGUCACAGUGAGCGAUUGGCCAUUGCAUUCGGAAUCAUCAGCACCGUUCCUAAAUUUCCACUUCGAAUCUUCAAGAACCUGCGUGUUUGUGGUGAUUGCCACAUUGCCACUAAGCUCAUAUCUGUGAUUACAGAGAGGGAAAUUAUUGUGAGAGAUUCAAACCGUUUCCAUCACUUCAAGGAUGGAAUUUGUUCAUGUGGAGAUUACUGGUGAAGUGAAUUAUUGUUGUUGCUAUUUGGUUUGGUCAACUCUCUCAUGAAUAUUUGAGAAUGCUAUGUUUCGAAACUAUACAUGCAAAAUGCCUCCUUUGACAACGCGGUAGUGUACAUCGUCUAGAAUGAUAUGAAGUGGAAUUUCUGAUUA
This is a messenger RNA of Rhodamnia argentea, 3235 nucleotides long. Its product is annotated as pentatricopeptide repeat-containing protein At4g33990. The transcript has 3 exons. Gene Ontology annotation, molecular function: protein binding; zinc ion binding; RNA binding. NCBI's taxonomy places the organism in Eukaryota, Viridiplantae, Streptophyta, Magnoliopsida, Myrtales, Myrtaceae. Gene Ontology annotation, biological process: RNA modification. Bases 575 to 3085 code for a protein of 836 amino acids. The record is from RefSeq and is a predicted model, not a curated record.